Messenger RNA from Agelaius phoeniceus (red-winged blackbird), 952 nucleotides. It is a transcript of the gene OVOL2, whose product is annotated as ovo like zinc finger 2. Gene Ontology annotation, biological process: regulation of transcription by RNA polymerase II; epidermal cell differentiation. Gene Ontology annotation, molecular function: RNA polymerase II cis-regulatory region sequence-specific DNA binding; DNA-binding transcription factor activity, RNA polymerase II-specific. Lineage: Eukaryota; Metazoa; Chordata; Aves; Passeriformes; Icteridae. The record is from RefSeq and is a predicted model, not a curated record. Gene Ontology annotation, cellular component: nucleus.
CCCCUCCCCUUCCCCUCCCCGCGCCUCAGCGGCUCUGCCCGGUGCGUGCGGUCCCGCUCCCCCGGACGGCAGCGCAGCCCCGUCGGGGCGGCCGGGCGGGCGGCGGGGCUGAAGCGGCCGCUCCGCUCCGUGCCCAGCCGUGCCCCCUGCCCUCGCCAUGCCCAGAGCCUUCCUGGUGAAGCGCCGGAGCCCGCAGCCGGCCGUGCGCAGCUGGGAUGGGCUGCCCGACGAGGAGAGAGCCGACACCUACAUCCCAGGCGGCAUCGGCUGCGUGCUGCUGGGCUAUGAGGACAGCUGCAGCCUGGAGAGCAGCGGCAGCAGCAGCGGGACCCGGGACGCCGAGCCCAGCGACCCCCCGACGCCCCAGGCUGCCCCCGGCGAGCUGGGCACGGGCGGGGCCGUGCUGCUGGACCUGGCCGGCAAGCGGCCCGUGGUCAGGUCAAAAAUCAAGUUCACCACGGGCACCUGCACCGAUGCUGCCCUGCAUAGCUGCGAGCUGUGUGGCAAAGGCUUCCGCCUGCAGAGGAUGCUCAACCGGCACAUCAAGUGCCAUAGCCAGGUGAAGAGACACUUGUGCACCUUCUGUGGAAAAGGCUUCAACGACACCUUUGAUCUGAAGAGGCAUGUCCGGACCCAUACUGGCAUUCGUCCCUACAAGUGCGAGGUUUGCAACAAGGCCUUCACGCAGCGCUGCUCGCUGGAGUCUCACCUGAGGAAGAUCCACGGCGUGCAGCAGCACUACGCCUACAAGCAGAGGAGGGACAAGCUCUACGUGUGCGAGGACUGCGGCUACACGGGCCCCACGCAGGAGGAGCUGUACCUGCACGUCAGCGGCGUCCACCCCGGCAGCGCCUUCCUGAAGAAAACCUCCAAAAAACUCGCAGCUGUUCUGCAAACCAAACUCAGCCCCGUGCUGCAGAGGAACUCCAAAGAGGAGGGCAAGGACGAGUGA